This is a messenger RNA of Paraglomus occultum, 4698 nucleotides long. The record is from the annotation of a GenBank genome assembly. Lineage: Eukaryota; Fungi; Glomeromycota; Glomeromycetes; Paraglomerales; Paraglomeraceae.
AUGUUAGCAUGCUGUGCCGAUGCGCAAGAAUAUCGAUCGUUGGAUGGAACAGGAAAUAAUAAGAAUAACCCUUCAGCGGGAUCGAAUUCACAACCUUACAAACGGCUGAAAUCCGUAAAUACAUUUUACAGUGAUGCCAAUCAAACAAUGUUACAGACUCCAGCUACCCCAGUGAAUUGUUCUUCCGCAUUGGCAACAAAUGUUUACCCUUUACCUCGAUGCGUUUCAAAUCUUAUUUCAAGAUAUGGUAUAGCAUCGUACGACCCAGCUAUAGCGUCGUUCAGUUCAAAAAGGCAAAUUAGCCAUAUGGUAACAUUUUUCGGCCAAUUCAUAAUCUUUGAUCUAGUCAGAACGCAAAGGAUAUUCAAUGGAGACAAGGUAUAUAUACCAACGGAUGAUGCCACCUACCAAAUACCCAACUCUGCCGCAGCCAAACUAUCUUCUUUCACUUCCUUGCCUUUCAAUCGGUCGGCCAACAAUCCACCGCCAUCACCCGAUGCAGUCGGAACGAACCAAGUCUCUGUGUUUCUUGAUCUCAAUCAAAUAUAUGGUGAAAGUCUGGAACUAUCAAUGAUAUUACGCGAUUCUGGAAGUGGACGCGGAAAAUUGAAGACGAGUAGCGGGUCGAAUUUUCCUGCUUUCGAUAAUAGUACAUCAACAUUCAUUACUGGAGCACCUAUAACGUCACAGAACAUUUUUACGUUAGCAGUUGCUUCCAUUUGGAUCGGCGAGCAUAAUGCCAAGUGUGAUAAGUUGUACUCGGAACACGGAGCAGCGUGGGAUGAUGAGACGUAUUUCCAAGAGGCGAGACGAUGGACGAUUGGGCUAUACCAAAAGGUAGUAACUGAAGAAUAUCUCGGAGCCAUACUUGGUCAACCAUUGCCACCCUACCAAGCUUAUAAUGACCAACUUAUGCCAGCAAUCGACGCGUUUUUCCUAACUGUGACCCUGAGAUAUGGUCAUUCGGAAAUCAGCAAUUUAUACAAUAUGCAAAAUCUGAACGGAGAAGUGAUAGCUACCGUCCCACUGUCUCGAAUCCAAGAUCACACGCUUCUCCCUAAAUUUGGUCUUGCUGAAACACUUCGCUCAAUGGCUACGCAGUCUCAACAACAAGUCAGCGUAUUCGUUCCUGACGAAGCAAGAGGGUAUCAAAAUCCAUUCGGCGACUAUGCUGACGUUGCUGCGUGGGAUUUGAAUAGGGCACGAGAUUUUGGUAUCCCAUUAUAUAAUGACAUGAGAGCGGCGUUUGGAUUGCCUAGACAGACUGAUUGGUCUGGGAUUACUUCCAAUGAUGCUAUAGCGACACGACUCCAGAAUACUUACGGGAGUGUAGACAAGUUGGAAGCGUAUGUUGGUGCAUUUAGUGAAGAUCCCCAGGAUGGAUCCAAUUUUGGCCAAUUGUUGACUAAUAGUAUACUCGAUCAGUAUUCCCGCCUGCGCGACUCUGACCGGUUUUGGUACGAAAAUACUUUUACCGAUGAUGAAAGGGCACAAGUUCGUAACACAACAUUCCGUGAUUUGAUUAUGCUCCAUGCAUCAGCUGACGGUGUCCCCCAAAACAUCUGGAGUCUCCAAACUACCAGCCUGUCAAACGUAACCGACACUGACAAGGCCCGAUAUCCCUCGGAACUCCAAGUGUUGUCGCCGCCAUAUUCAAUAAGAUGGAACAUCCAAAAUGAAGAUAUAAAUUUUAUGGUUGACUUUGGUGCGCUUAAUGGAUGGUUUGGUAUGGGCUUUGGUUCUGAAGAUGGCGGAAUGAUAGGUGCCGAUUUCAUUAUCACAACUGUAAAAAAUGGUAAUGCAACAGUUGAAAAUUAUAAAUCGGUGGGAUAUAAUCGACCAGUGCUUGACAGUAAUCAGGAUGUGAAAUUUGUUAAGGCUACUGAAACAGCGUCUUCAGUCAAAGUUGAGUUUGCAAGAUCACUUGCAGCUAGCUCGCCUAAUAGAAAAGAAAUUAUAAGGGGCAGCAUGCCAUUCAUUAUAGCAUAUGGCACAGAUUCGGAUAAUAUCGGUUAUCAUAUGAACAACCGCCGUUCAGUGACCGUUAAUUUCUUCACGGCUCAAUCUGAUGUUUCAAUCGAUUCUAAGCAACGGCAGAUAAGAUUGGCUCAUGGAAUCGGAAUGAUAAUUGCUUGGAGUUUUAUUUUCCCCAUAUCUAUUUUCCUAGUACGUUUCUAUAAACAUACCUUUGGCUAUCUUCAGUUGCAUAGGAAUCUGCAGAUAUUGGGCGGGUUUUUGGUCGCAAUAUUCGGAACUGCCGCCAUUGCCUCGCUUAUAACCUUUAAAAGAAGACAUAAUGUUAUUGGAUUGAUACUAUACAGCUUUACGUUCUUUGAGUUAAUCCUGGGAUUAAUUACGCUUUGGGGUCAGAGACGCUUCGAGUCUGUGAAUGAGGGUAUUCCGAGAUUUUUAAAGAGAGCGCAUCGUUAUGUUGGCGCGUCAAUGAUGGUAUUGGCGGUGUAUAACCAAUACUUGGGAAUUCAACUCUAUGCAGAACUAUAUUCAAUUAAUUUCGAGCCCUAUGGGAUUGCAUACGCAGUUUAUACAUCGUUCGUAAUUCUACUGUUUUUAUUAGCUCAAUUAUGGAAAACGACAAAUGGCGGAUUUAUAUCCAAGUUCCAACGCAAGAAACCUGUAAGUGAAGGAAAGGAGACGUUACAAGUCCACGUUGCAAAUGAGAAACUUGUCGGUCUACCCGAGUGGUCAUGGGAUGAAGUAAACGAACGAGUUCAACGAGGGGCUUUUCUCGUUGUUUGUGAUGGCUUUGUAGCUGACAUAAGAAAAUGGUUUAACGAGCAUCCUGGAGGAACUAAAAUAUUAGAAAGGGUCAUAGGAACUGAUAUCACUAACGAUUUUUACAAUACUCACAAGCUUACUCAACAAGAAGACGAGGACGAUGGACUACAAGACGUCCAAAUUUAUUGUCAUGAACAACCAGCCCCAUUAGUUAGCCCUAUUUUGGGAAAAUAUUCUCAACUCUGGCAACACCACAAUAUUCAUUCCAGCUUCCGUCAACGCAAGCUCUCAAAAGUGAUCGAUUCGACCAACAUGAACUUGUUCCAUAAAUUACGAGCACCGAUUGCAAAACAUACUCAUUCUGCCUUUGCCACGGUUCAGUUCUCCAAAAUGAUAGUUGCUAAAAUUGCCGACGACCAUUAUUCAGUGGCUUCAGAUGAGGACUCUACUCGAUUCGAGUCGUACUUUCGCCCUCAGAGUCAUCCAUAUUUCGAACAAGACUUGGCUAAGAAUCCCGGAAGAAGAGUGUUUAGGCGGUAUCAACUGUCAGACAAGACGUGGGUUAAUGCUAGUGAGCAGUAUCCAGUAAUUAAAUUUACUUUUACCAAGAUACAUCAGUCACAAAGAUUUGUAGGGGAUAGAUUUUUGCCUGGAGAUUAUGUAGAAUUGCAAGCACGCGUAAAGGAACAAGUAGUUGUGCGAUCAUAUACACCAUUGGAGGGAAGAAUGUCGACAUCGUUUUCCAUUUACGUUAAAGUGUAUCCUACCGGUUUAAUGUCUAGGCAUUUGAGGAAACAACGUAUUGGUUACGAGGUCAAAGUUAGAGGACCAUUCGAUGUGGCUGACCGCGUGGGAUACUCGCAUCUGUCACAAAACGAAUUAUCCACUAUAAUGGGAAGACGUCCUCGGACCCGCGCUUCUACAAUAACGUCAGAAAUAUCGGACGUAUCUAGUCAUAUGUUAUUGAAUUCAGAAAGUGCAGAUGGAUGUUGGGAUGAACUAUUCAUGAUAGCGGGCGGAACAGGCAUAACGCCGAUGUUAAUCAAAUACCAUCUAAAAACGGUGGCAGCAAAUGCAGGCCGUGCAAUUUCAAUGCAUCUUCUUUACGCCAAUAAUUAUGUAGAAGACAUCAUUGAUGGCCUCGAACUCGAGGGAUACGCUGCUAGAAGCAAUGGGAUGUUAACGACUACCUACAUUCUUAACUAUCCGCCUGCAGAAGGAUGGGAUGGUCUCCGUGGACGUAUUACUCUUCAUAUAUUACAGUCCUGGCUUAACCAUCAUGAGACGAUAAACAGACAACGAUGGCGACAGUCAUCACAGGGACCGAUUACAGUGUGGGAUAGGACCUGUGGUCAUACGGACAAUGGUUAUGUUGCAAGUGACGUUUAUGGUCACGCUGAAUGUGAACCUACUCCCGAGAAUGUUGAUGGCGAACAUGAAGUAAUCGACAACAGUGAGCAUGAAGUGAUUGACAACAGUGGGCAUGAAGUGGUUGAUAACAGUGCGCAUGAACUGGUUGAUCAUAGCAAUAGAAAUAGUAAAGUUGGUAGUGUUACCGAUUCAAAUACGUUAACGUUCAACGAAGGCAUCGAAGUCAACAAUACAAUGACCGAUACCCAAACAACACUACCAAUCAACCAAAAUUCACAGCCUACUCGUAUCCAAUCAAGGGCACCAAGACCUCUUAGUUUUGUUCCGAUCACACCGCAUAAUGACGUACUUGGAACACCAUUAUCAUCAUCAUAUAGCCCCACCAUGCUGAAUAGAAACGUUCAAGCAGGGAGUAGUCCCUCUUGGACACCGAUCGCUGCUACACCUAGUGUGGCGUCACCAUGGAUGAGUGCUUUUCAGAUAUCAAAAUCGAAGAUUGUAGUGUGUGGGCCAGAUGGGAUGAUGAAUACUGUAUUUAACAUACUGAAGGAUCUGGGAUAUGCGGAAGACGAGAUCAUUCUUUUAUAUUGA